Molecule: messenger RNA, 1503 nt
Organism: Prorocentrum cordatum
Lineage: Eukaryota; Dinophyceae; Prorocentrales; Prorocentraceae
Source: the annotation of a GenBank genome assembly
AGCCAUUUGGUUCAAGCAAGGGCAGCGCAGCCCGGGCGCCCGCGCCGGGCCGCGCCCCUCCCCAGGGGCCCCCGCCCUCCUCGGGGCGCCAUGGCGCCGCCCGCUGCUGCCCGUGGCCGCGCCGCCCUCGCCCUGGCCGUGGCCGCCGAGCUCUCCCGCCCCGGCGCCGGGAGGGCGGACGAGCCCGCCGUGGGCUUCCGCAUAAUUGGCAGCGGGUCUUGCCGCACGGCGACGGACGGGGAGGGGACUUACACAUUUGCGCACCCGACGACCGCUGCGGACUGUGAGCGCAGCUGCGCAGAGGACGCGGCGUGUGUGGCGUACGAGGUCACGUACCUGGUCGCGCUGUCCCCCCUGUUCGACCCUGGCAGGGCCAGGUACUGCAAGAUCCACACGCAGGCGGUCAUGAUGGCCGACAGGUCGACGAACAGGUCGGAGUGCUGGGUCAAGGAGGGCUUCAGAAGGAGGCGCGACUUCGCGCUCCUCGGGACGGGCUACUGUCUCCCGGCCAGCGGGGAGCGCUUCCGUGUGGCGGCCUGGGACGUCGCGCCGCCCGGGUCCUUCGCCCACCACUUCCAGUGCCGGACCGCCUGCGACGCGGAGAGCGCCUGCACGGCGUACGAGCUCCGGAAGGUUGGCGGCAAGCUGGGCUGCAAAGUGUACACCGACCCCAUCACGCAGGUGGAGCCCUGCGAAGCGGGCAGGGACUGCUGGUGCUGGGUCGUGAGGCCGACCGCCACGCCGGCGCCCGCCCAGCAGAGCGGCGAGUCGAAGUUUUGGUGAGGCAUCGUCUUCCUUCAUCAUGGCACGGCGUCGUGGAGAGCCCAUCAGUUUGUUCCUGCUUUGAAGAAGCAGCAGGCCUUCGGAUGGGAACGGAGGCGUAACACGCUGGCGGGCCACAAGCGGUAGCGCGCCAUCGGUCUUUGACUCACAUCUGAAAAAUGUUCAUGGUUGACCCCCCUCCGGUGCCCAUUGUGUUUUUUACUUGAAGCGCCCCUCCUGGGGCUCGCACCCUGUUUGUCACAAAGGAGGCAGGAGGAGGCGCCCGGCCUCCGUCCACGAGGACACAGGCCUAUGCCCUUUCUCAUGGGUGCUCUUGGGGCCUCCGGUUUCACUGGGCAGGCUGCUCUCCUCCCGUCCUCGCUGCCACGAUAUACCAUCCGCUCUGAAGCUCGGCGGAGAGUCUUCGCUUCUUCGUACCUGCUGCGUUUGCUCUGCCCCUUCUCUCCUCCCUCCCAGUGCCGCCUCCGCCCGUGGUCUGUCAGCAGGAGCGCGUGACAGAAUGGCCAGAGUGGCGACCUGCCUCGCCAGAGAAGACCGCCCAUUUGUCCCGAGGGUGGCAUGGGCUCCGAAACCCAACGUACAAUGCACAGCAAGGGUCGUCUGUAUAUCACGAGAAGAAGGUGGGGCUGGUGAACGGACCCAGCUUCUUCCAGGGGCCGUUUGGAGCGAUUUCUCUUCCAAACACACCAUUGCCCCAACCCCACCUCUGUGCCCCCCCGA